AUGAACGGCACGCAGAAGCUUGAUAUGUCCGCCCGCUGGCUUGAAAAUGCCAAGGCCCGUGAGAUCUUCACGGAUCCUCAGAAAGGCAUCGAGAAGACAGAGGUUGGCGCCCCCUUCAAGCUGACAGCCGCUGAAUUUGAGCUAAUGAAAUCUACCCUGAACAAGCUGCGAUCGGCGGUGGCAGACAUUCUGGAGCCCCUGCAGGCUGCACUGGAGAACAAGCAGCAGGAGCUGCACAAUGGUGGCAAACCAAGCAGCGAUGACAAGUGA
Coccomyxa subellipsoidea C-169 is the source of this 270-nucleotide messenger RNA. RefSeq lists its product as hypothetical. The transcript is spliced from 4 exons. The record is from RefSeq and is a predicted model, not a curated record. Lineage: Eukaryota; Viridiplantae; Chlorophyta; Trebouxiophyceae; Coccomyxaceae. The coding region runs from base 1 to 270 and encodes 89 amino acids.